Messenger RNA from Emys orbicularis (European pond turtle), 3688 nucleotides. RefSeq names its product ST3 beta-galactoside alpha-2,3-sialyltransferase 5 (gene ST3GAL5). The record is from RefSeq and is a predicted model, not a curated record. The coding region runs from base 67 to 1293 and encodes 408 amino acids. Gene Ontology annotation, molecular function: lactosylceramide alpha-2,3-sialyltransferase activity. The transcript has 7 exons. Lineage: Eukaryota; Metazoa; Chordata; Testudines; Emydidae.
GAGCCCAGUGCAACCGCGGACGGAGCGGAGCUGGGGCUGCCGGGCGCUUUGCUUCGCUUCCCCCCCAUGCAGAGGAAACGCGACGAGGCCGGCGCGAAGCCCAGCGCAGCAAUGCUGAAUGAUGAAGAUAAUUGUAUGAAGUUGAAAAGUGAUCACGUACCCUCUGUGCAAUGGUAUAAGCUGGUCACACAUGAAGAUGAAAAGACCAAGCUGUUUUUUAAAAGACGUGUUGCACUGUUUGCAGUCGUGGUGUGCUUCCUUUAUAUCCUCAAGUUAAGUUUUGGCCCUGAAGAAUGUGACAUGAAGAAAAUGCACUAUGUGGACCCUGAACGUGUAAAGAGAGCACAAAAAUAUGCCAAACUCAUACAGCAAGGAGAAUGUCGACCUUCUUUUGUGAAGAAGGAGAUGGACAGAUUAUUUGCUGAGAAGUACAGCGCGAACAUAUUUCCCUUUGUAACGGAAGAUAUAUUCAGGCAUGAAGAUGUGUUUAAAUACAAACCCCCGUUUGGAUUUCACAAGAACUCUCAUAAACUUCAGAACCUCUUAAAACUCUUACCUGAGCAUGACUUGCCAGAGAACUUGAAAUCAAAACACUGUAAGCGUUGUGUUGUUGUAGGAAGUGGUGGAAUACUUCAUGGAUUGGAGCUAGGCCAUGUGCUGAAUGAGUUUGAUAUUGUUAUAAGAUUAAAUGAUGCACCAGUUCAGGGCUACACAGAUCAUGUUGGUAACAAAACUACCAUAAGGAUGACCUAUCCAGAGGGAGCCCCACUUUCUGAAAAUGAAUAUAACCCUCAGAGCUUGUUUGUUGUUGUCUUAUUUAAAAGUGUCGAUUUCAAUUGGCUUCAAGCAAUGGUAAAAAAUGAAGCAUUGCCACUAUGGGUGCGACUAUUUUUUUGGAAGCAGGUGGCUGAGAAAAUUCCUGUAACACCAAAACAGUUUCGUAUUUUAAAUCCGAUCAUCAUUAAAGAGACUGCCUUGGAUAUACUACAGUACCCUGAGCCUCGAUCUAAAUUUUGGGGCUGGGAUAAGAAUGUUCCCACAAUUGGGGUCACUGCAGUUGUUCUGGCCACACAUUUAUGUGAUGAAGUGAGUUUAGCAGGAUUUGGAUAUGACCUCCGCCAACCCAACACACCUUUGCACUACUAUGACAAUCUCUGCAUGGCUGCAAUGGAAGGACAAACUAUGCAUAAUGUGACAACUGAAACAAAAUUCCUACAAAAACUGAUCAAAGAUGGGAUUGUGAAAGAUCUCAGUGGAGGAAUACAGUGUGAAUUCUGCAAAAAACCAAGCUAAUGACUGGAACUGAGAGCACAGACUGGAUUAGAGGUUCCUGCAGCCUUGCUAGCAAUAGCCCUUUCAGUGCUCUCAUCCCACAAAGACUUUGAAGAAUCUCUCUUCUUUGUAUUUCUGUUGCUUUUUAAUGUCAAGUUGAAUUUGUUGUAUUUUUUUAUUUAUUUUGAGUCCAGGUUUUUACCUUGCACACUUUUUGUGGGUAAUUAUCAAUACAGUUUUGAGUUUAGAGAGAUUCAUUUAAAAUGUCAUGUUUUAAGCUAUCUGAAGGAAAACAGAAAAUUUAAGGGUUUUAUAUGUGAAGGGCACUCACGGACCUAGGUGUGUGUUGCCUAAUCUGGGGAGAGAAGAAUUGUUCCCACUGAAGUGGUGUUGCCUUUGUGGGUCCAUUUGUCAGUACAUGAUUCCUCUGUGCAUACAAAGAAAAGCAAAGGUGUGUGUUCGUAAGAGAACUUGCUUUGUUGCUUGUAGGUUCGCUAUUCUUUGGUAGAUCAUCCACUUGUAUAAUCUUCCACAGAUAUUUAGGCUACUCCCUUUCUGUGCUGAUACCUAUUUUUUGGGGGGUGAGGGGACAGGGAGCAGGAAAGGGCAAAACUGAUGUCAGUGGAGCUGAACAGUAAGUUCAUUAAUGCCACAUCUAAUCAUGCCUGGUAUUUAAAUCAUUGACCGGUGUGAAUGCUUUAGAAUUAGAAUGCUGGCCACUUAAACACUUGACACAUUUGGGCCUGACCAUGUUAUAACCAGAUUUAGCCUACAGUAGAUAUCUAACCUGAGGCCAAACUCUUCUCUUUCCCAUUUCUGGCUCCCAAACACCUGGUCAUAAUGUGGUUGGGUCACAAAAAGGUUUAAGCAUCACUGUUACAGGAACAGCAUCAACAUGAAUUCCAGUCCUUUUUAGGGAGGGAGUUAAAAAGUAGUGUUUGGGGCUACACCUGCCCUUUUGCUAUUUUAUAAAAAUGUUUUAGUCCUUGCUGCUGAGUGAAAGACCCACAAACGAAAUAGAAACUUACUAUGUAGUAGUCGGAGUGAAACUGACUACAGACAAAGUAAAAGAACGGAAAGAUUUUAUUUAAUCUCCUUCAUGGUACAGUAGGUAUUAACUUGCAACAGUACUAUGUAAAAUAAAAAUUCAGAUUCAAAUAUAGUUUAAGUUGAUAGUGGCCCUUUUAUGUUGUGAAUAUGGUGUAUGCUUCUUAAUUGGAAGGGAGAGAGUGGAAUUGUUUGCUUUGCAGACCACCUAAUAAACUGGCAAUUCUGUGUGCACAAAUAACUUAUGAAGAAGAAAUUGCCUUUGAGGAAGUAGUAUGAUCUACUAGCACUGUACAAUGUCUUCUAAGUGCAGAUUGCUUUUAAAAAAUCCUGUAUAAAUGUACUUUCUAAUGACCAGAAAUCAAUGCAAUUGAAAGAAAGCGGGAUUGCAGAUUUGUGAGCAAGUCUGAACUGUUUCAUUUUAUUGUGCAAAUAACACAGUUGUGGUUAUUGAAUUGCUUGAUUUUGAGUGCUGUCUGUUACUCAGAGCGAGUGAAAAAUGCUUUAUUUGAAUGUGAAAUCUUACCAGAAAGUUAAUAGAAGUGAACAGGUGAAAUAUAAUUAUAUGAAUUACAGGAAUCACUUUGACUUUCCAGGUGACAAACCUUCCUAUUAGUUCCUUAUCAUAUGGUAAGAUACACUAGGCAUAUUUUUAAAAUUAGCAUCAGGUUAAAUUGCAUCAAGAAAAUAGGACGUGGAAUGGAAUAUAGUAUUCAUAAUUGCCAUGAAGAGUAGGUCUAAUGGAUGAUUGUGUAUGAACGCAGAAGUUGUACUGGCUAUGGUUGUGGAGAGACAAUAAAACAAUGCCAGUUUACAAAGUGUAACAUUGAAGAUAGUGGCUAUGAGCCUGAUCUUUCCUAAGCACCCACACAUCCCCUAAAGUGAAUGAUUAGAAAUCACGCUCUGUGUGUUCAGGGCUCCAUUUGUGCAACAGCAAUAAUAUUAAUCUAACUUCCUCCUCGUAACUUGGAACAAACUAAUUUUUGUAACAGCAAUAAAUUUCUAGUCCAUGUUUUUGUAUGCUUUUAAGUAUAGAUCAAACUGUUUACUUGAAAAAUUACUGAUAUGUAAAGAGUUUUUACAGAUAGUGUUUCGUUUAAUAUAACAUGUUGAUUAUUAUUCCCUUAUAGUUAAGAUGAAAGCAAGCGACCUUAACUCCAUUCAAUAUUACUGAAAUAUGAAAGGGUUUGGGAAAGUUCAAAAUGUGCAUAUGGACAGUAGUACACUGAAGUCUUUCAAAGCGCUGUUACACAAACGUUUUGUUAUACAUCAACUGUUAGUUCACCAGGACUUCACACUGUUAUGACUUAAGAAUAUGAAAAUGUGAACUUAAUAGAAUGAAAGUAUUAUUAAAGCAAUCAGUAACGUC